Messenger RNA from Dothidotthia symphoricarpi CBS 119687, 1641 nucleotides. RefSeq lists its product as uncharacterized. The transcript has a single exon. Bases 1 to 1641 code for a protein of 546 amino acids. NCBI's taxonomy places the organism in Eukaryota, Fungi, Ascomycota, Dothideomycetes, Pleosporales, Dothidotthiaceae. The record is from RefSeq and is a predicted model, not a curated record.
AUGAGCAUGGACGCAGGCGGUCUUGCUCAAAUGUCCUACAACAACUUCCAGGCCGGCGGCAUUGGCAUGCCGUCGUCGAGCUUUGCAUCUCGAGGCAAGGGCGCUGCGCUCAAGCGCCUCAGCGUCGCCUCGGCACCAAAGGUUGCCCCAAUUGCUGAAAACGAGGCCUCGACGCCCCGCACGAGCCGCUCUCAUCUCCUGGCUGGCCUCCGCACCGCCCCAAAGACGCCCACGUCAGCCAUGCCUCCCGCGUCGGCUCCGUACAACCAGCGCCAGCACAACAUUGGUCCUCAACCUGGCAACCGCUACCCGAGGCAGGGCUUUGGAGCCAACCAGGGCGGUCCCCAGACUGCCAUUGGAUCUGGUUUCCCCAGCACCAGCCAGUACAAUCAGCAGCACAAUCAGCAACAGCAGCAACAGCAUAACAUCUACGAUCAAGUCUUGGCCCCUCCCUCUAUGCAAUUCGACGAUGGCGACAUGGAUCCCAACGUCGCGGCUCAGCUGCUGGCUACCGAGUUGUACCUCGCUCAGAGGCAGCAGCAGCUCCAGCAGCAACUUCUCGCUUUGACCUCGCAGCAGUUUGGGGGCAUGAACAUCAACGGUGGCAUGCGUCAGGCGCAGCAGUUUGCUUCCAACCAGUACACACCACAAGUGAACGCGUACGGCCAGCAGCUCCAGAACACCCCGCUGAUCCAGGAGACCGGCCAGCCCGGCAUCUACCUCGUAUACAACCAAAUGACCGGCCAGUCCCAGUACGUUGUGGACCCUAGCUUCCAGCAGAACGACAUGCAUGCGCAGUCCAACAUGUCGCAAUCUCCGCCCCCGCCGACUCCGGGCUUCGCACCAUCGCCACCAAAGCUCGACACGCCAGUUCUCCACGUGUCCCCUCCCAACGAGGUCAAUCCUAGCCCAUGGGGUUCGCGCAGUGUGUCUCCUCCCAAGAAGUCGGGGACGCCGCCUCAGGACGUUGUCCCGCUCCCACCACCUUCCGCGAAUGCCUUCCGUCGAGGCCACAAGAAGGGUCUGUCCUCUCUUGCUCUUGAUACGACCGCUCAGACGUCCGAUGGUCCCCGAUCUGCUCUUAUCCGUCCCGUCGGCUUCCCAGCUACUCCAAUGACCGGUACAUUUGGACCCGGUCAAGCACGAGCCGGAGAACACCCGAUCCGUCAGCCCCGCGGCCCUCCCUCCAUCGAUGAGCUCAAGGCCAGCCCCACCACCAAGCAUGAGGGCAGCAAGAACUUUGCUACCCGCCAACGACGACAGGCUGUGAGCAAUCUCGUACGCGCUGGCAUUGGCCGUCGUGGUCACCGAGACGGUAGCGGCAGCGUCUCUCCUGUCAGCGAGACGUUCCCCUCAUCUGACAACGAAUCCGACAGCGGUCGCAGUGGUGGAAGUGGCAGCCUUUCCGGCAGGCCUAGCAUUGGCAGCCUCCGCGCGGUAGCCAACGGUGCGAUCGGCUCAGAGCGUCAGGCUUCGAAGGAGCGCUCUUGUGACCGUGCCUCCGUCAAUCGAUCUUACACUGCCAGCAGUGUGAGCAGCGAUGAUGGUGCUUCUACCGGAGGUGGUCUCGUCGAGAUUCGCGCAGGUACACCCAGGCUCAUUCUCACCAGCGCCGAGAAGCGAAAGAGCACACUAUUUUAG